AUGGAAGCCAUUGUUGACAGAGUCAGUGGGCUAUUGGGCUUUUUGGCCUCUAAAGAGCUUGAUCUCAUUAGUGAGUUCCGAGAUGAUUUGGAGAGCAUGAAGAGCAUGAAGCUAAAAGAUGUGCUGUUUGAUACGGAAGACUUGUUAGAUGCCAUUGAUGAGCCUGCCAGGGAAGCAAUGACCAAAGACAAAAUGGUGGAGGAGAGGCAAACCCACUCAUUUAUGAGGAAGGAAGAUGUUGUAGGGAGAGACAAUGAAAGGAUGCAAAUUGUUGACAUCCUUUUAAACCCUCUUGAUGUGAAAAGUAACGUUUUAGUAGUAGCCAUAGUUGGGAUUGGUGGAUUGGAGAAGACCAUACUUGCUCAACAAGUCUAUAAUGAUGAGGCUGUCAAAAACCAUUUUGAGCUAAAGAAGUGGGUCUGUGUUUCUGAUGAAUCGAAUUACGAGAUUGAAAGAGAAAUACUAAUUCGGCUGUGGAUAACUGAGGGGUUCGUUCAACCCUUGGAUAAAAAUAGGUGCUUGGAAGAUGUUGGCGAUGAGUAUUUCAAGCAGUUGUUGUCGAGGUGCUUGUUUCAAGAUGUGGUGCAAGAUUCUCUUGGCAACAUAUGGUCGGAACUUCCUAGUGACUUGAAGAGAUUGGCAAGACUCAGACAUCUUGAAUUGGAUGGUUGUUGGCACUUGCUACAUAUGCCAUGUGGUUUGGGGUGUUUGGCUAAUCUCCAAACACUGGCAACAUUUAUUGUGGAUGAAGUGAGUAGUGGUGGUGCAAGGAUAAUUGAGCUAUGCGAUUUGAUUUGUUUGAGGGGAAAUUUGGAGAUUACAAAUUUGAGAUGCCAAUGGAGAAAGGUAAAGGAGGUUGAGUCAUCAAAGUUUCUGCUUCACAUGUCAUACCUUAGAGGACUGGCCUUAGGCUGGGGGCAUCUUCACAUUCACCUCUAG
Messenger RNA from Neltuma alba, 939 nucleotides. Its product is annotated as putative disease resistance protein RGA4. The transcript is spliced from 5 exons. The coding region runs from base 1 to 939 and encodes 312 amino acids. Gene Ontology annotation, molecular function: ADP binding. The record is from RefSeq and is a predicted model, not a curated record. NCBI's taxonomy places the organism in Eukaryota, Viridiplantae, Streptophyta, Magnoliopsida, Fabales, Fabaceae.